UGGGCUGUUUGAGAGCUUUGAGCUCGCACGCAGAACACAUCCGCACUGCGAUGAACGUCACCUCCCUUUCGGGGAAGCGCUCAAAAUGUCCACCAAGGCCAUUUUCAUAACAAAAAGGGCACGUAAAAGCCUGGCGCGCAAAAGCCCACCAAUGCGCUCCCGGCUAGCUGGAAGCUCGCAACGUCCUUCCAGUUUGUUUUUAGCGCCAAGGGACCCGGAAACCCCGUCGCGAGACUGACAUGGGCGUCGUCCAAUGGCAGGGCACGCUAAGGCGGGCCCUCGCGCGCACGCCCAAUCGGCUAGCUCCUUGGAGCGGCAGGGCGGAAGCUGCCACCAUGGAGCCGCUAAUGCAACAGAUAGAGUGCUUCUCCGGGGUGCUGGCCGUGUCGUGUGGGUCGGUGGUGCGCUCCUGGGAUGCGACGACCGUGCGUAGGGCGCUGCAGUGGGCGCGCUAUCUGCUCCACGUGUACCGACGCUUCGCGGACCGCGGACGCGCGCGGGAGGCGUUAGAGAGGCGGCUCCGGUCGCGGGGCGGGCCGCCCGGGCUGCGCAGCUUCGCGGCGCUGGAGUUUGGGGACGCGCGCCUUGCCCUUCGCCUGCUGAGGAACCGCGCGCUCGCGCCCGCCGCCGCCCACGCGCUGCCGAGCCUGCUCUUCCCCGGGCCCGCCGCCGACAGAGAGGACGACGCGCCGCAGUCGCGCCUGGCGCUCCUGGCGCGCCGCGGGAGCGCGCUGCACCUGCUGCUCCGCCUCGGCGGGGACGCGCCCAGGGGCGCGCUGCUGCGCACGCACGCGGAGCUGCUGUGCACGCGCCUGCACGAACUGGGCGGUGCUGACCCCACGGCCCGGCGGAAGCUCCUCGAUGCGCUGUGGGCGCGUGGGCCUCGGGAGCACGUGCUAAGCGUGGUGGGCGAAGCGCUGCUGCGCGACGCAGACUCUACGGGUGCGGAUGAGACACAGGAACUGCUGCGGUGGCUUCUAGAAAGCCCCGAGGUCUUGAUCGCUUUCUGCCGCCAGCUGCCCGCCAGGCGCCUGGCCUCCUUGGCGGGCCGCCACCCAGCGCUGUCUCGCGCCUACCUGGGCCUGCUCACAACCUGGGCCACGCAGCUGCACUAUGACCUGCCCAAGGGCUCCUGGGUCCCCACGCAGCCUGAGGACAUGCCCUGGGACGAGUUGUGCCUCCGGCUGCAGAGCAUGUGCCAGGCCCCACCACCCCUGCAGGAAGACGUACUGGAGACUCUGCGCUCCAGCAAGGCGCUGGAUGGAGAUUUCGAGGUUCCCGGGAUGAGCAUCUGGACGGACCUACUGCGGGCCCUGCCUGGUGGUGCUUGACAACAUGUGGGAAGAGGUUCUUAAGUCCCAGGCCGAGCAUCUGGACACACCUGUCUCAGGGAGGCAUAGAGGGAACAACAAACAUUCUUCUUACCCACGCAUCUAUUCUAUACACAGUGUCCUGCUGCUGCUUGACUGUACACUUUACAAAAUGUCAGCAUUCUCACCAAUGCCCUGUACUAUAUCGUCCCACAACCUAAUUAUUUAGAUGCCAACUUUAAGUGCUUCGUAAUACAAAUACAAAUAUUUUUUUAAAGUGA
Messenger RNA from Peromyscus leucopus (white-footed mouse), 1591 nucleotides. RefSeq names its product FA complementation group F (gene Fancf). Gene Ontology annotation, biological process: interstrand cross-link repair. The record is from RefSeq and is a predicted model, not a curated record. Gene Ontology annotation, cellular component: Fanconi anaemia nuclear complex. Bases 240 to 1331 code for a protein of 363 amino acids. The transcript has a single exon. NCBI's taxonomy places the organism in Eukaryota, Metazoa, Chordata, Mammalia, Rodentia, Cricetidae.